AUGCUUUUAGCAAAAUACGAGUGUACUAACGAGAAUGAAUUUAAAAUUUUAUUGAGAAGUUUGAUAAUAGGAUUAAUAAUAGUUAGCGAAAGAAGUGAUUUAAUUUUAGGAAUUAACGAAAAGAUUAAAAAUUGGUUAUUUGAUUUUAUGACUAAUUUAAGUAAUAGGAAAAAAAUUGACAGUGAAUUUUAUUUAGAGUUAUUGUUUAUAGAAAAAUUAUUAGAUAAUAAUAAUAUAGUUUUGAAAGAACACGAAGUUAAAGAAUAUAAAAAAUUAGUAGAAAAAAAGAAAAAAGCAAGAGAAAUAUUAAAAGAUAAAAAUAUUAUACAGAUGAUGAAUUAUAAAAUAGAUAUAAUAGAUGAAGCGUUUGUUAACGAAUAUAAUUUGAUUUGGAACAAAAAAAUAGUAUUAGGAGGAUAUAGAAAUUGGAGAAAAAAAGUGACAGAUGUGAUAUGGAAAAACAAAAUACUCAAUAGUGAAAAAUUGGAUGAUUUGUUUAUGUAUAAUUUUAGAAAAGAAUUCGAUUGGGAAACAACUUUGAAGUUUAUCAGUAAUCGUUCUAUUUUCACUUCUAGGCAAUGUAAUCAGAAAGAUACAUAUGAUAGAUCUUAUAGGAUAAAAAAUAUUUUAAAAGAACUGCCAACUUAUGAUACUCUUCUUAAAAGAAAUACGAAUAGAAUAGACAAUGAUCUAUGCAAGAGAUGCAAUAAAAAUGAAAAAGAAACUUGGAAACAUAUUUGGAUUUGCGAAGGUAACGAAGUAAUGAUCGACGAAGUUGCGCAAAAAGCAAUUUAUAGAUUCAAAAAGAUUUUAGAAACUAACGAUCAACAAGAUGAAAUUAAAAUUUCAAUUUUGAUUUCAUGAGGAUAUUAGAACAACCUUCAUUAUACUUAGAGGAAAAAUCUGAAUAUGGGAAAUUUUAAGAAGAGUAUACAAUAAUAAUUUCAAUAACUUAACGAAAUGUAAAAAAGAAAAAGAUGAUGAGGUAAAAAAUUUAACGAAAAAAAUAAAAACAGAAAAUAAUCUAUUAAAAAAACAACAAAAGAAUUUUUAUAAAAAUCUUAGUCAGGUAAUGCUAAACAGGUUAAUAGGAGCGAUAGCAGAUGAUCUAAUAUUAAUAAUAUUUGGGAUCAAAC
Messenger RNA from Rhizophagus irregularis DAOM 181602=DAOM 197198, 1136 nucleotides. RefSeq lists its product as uncharacterized. NCBI's taxonomy places the organism in Eukaryota, Fungi, Glomeromycota, Glomeromycetes, Glomerales, Glomeraceae. The record is from RefSeq and is a predicted model, not a curated record.